UUUUACGGCAGUUGUGUCUACUGUACGUGAGGUUUACUCGCGCGAACUGUAGUCUUCACAAUAACCAAUCUAAAUCCUUUUAUGUCUUAAUGUUUUUACACAAGUCUUUUGAAAUUCGCUAUUUAUAAAAGGACGGUCAUCCUCUCCGAGAAUGGCAGACAAGGUUGUGGAUCGUGGGCCAUGGACAGGAUGUGCGGUCAUGUUUCUGCAGUCGCUCUGUCCUGCUGUGAAUCUGCUGUCGCUCUACAAGGACCAGCAGGAGGGAAAGUUUGUCGUUUUCAAAGUCAUCAAGCUGACACUUACAGAUUCUGCUGGAGGUCUGGGUGGUUAUGAGAUACUCAAGGUCCAUGAUGCUGAUCCCUAUCUGGGGGUGGAGGUGAAGUUUGUGGAUGUGGCAGCAUGUCAGCAGUUCCUGGAGAGCUACAGCUCUAGAGCAGUGCAUCAGUCACUCUCCCAACACGCAUGCCGGCUUCUCGCUCUUCCCCAAGAGCUCACAGUGAACACCCAGCUCAAGGCCAGCACACACAUCCUGGACCUCCACCUGGACAAGCUGGAACUCUGUUUACAGCACAUCCACCGGUCACAGCCGGAGCGCCUGCGCGAUGAGGAGAUUGAUCGUCUGGAGCAGCUGCUGCAGAGUCAGGCCCUGCGUCCUGCCCCACAGCCCACUGCCGUCACACAGGAAGAGUCUCCUGUCCCCAGCAACUGCUUCAAGUUUCAGAACAGAGUGUUUGAGGACCGAAUGCUGACAGCGGCAGAUGUUCAGAGCUUUUCUAACGGAGUGGGCCGUCAUUGGAAGAAUGUAGGGAGGGCCCUGGGGAAGAGCUGCCGGGCUUUGAAGGGUCUGGCCAUAGACAACCUGGCCUACGAGUAUGAGCGAGAAGGGCUGUAUGAGCAAGCCUAUCAGCUGCUCAGCCGCUUCAUCCAGGCGGAGGGGAGAGCGGCCAAGCUGAGCCGGCUGGUCAAAGCACUGGAGGACUGCAAACUGACCAGCCUGGCUGAAAAUAUUCUGGACAUACAGCCACGAGAGUAACUGAGUGUGUUUUUGUUCUGCAUGUAUGCAUUGUGAAAGGUGGACAGGUCCUCUCUGCUUGAGCAGUUGACUUGGUCCUGCCUGCUUUUAUAUACAGUAUGCCUUGAUUGAUGUUCAAAAUCAUUCCUCCUUGUGUGUGUGUGUGUGUGUGAAAGUGUGUGUGUGAAAGUGUGAAACAGAGGAAGAGAGAGUGUGUGUGUGUGUGCAUGUUUCAGAUAUGCUGUGUGAACACAUGCUAACACUUCUGUGUGUAUUGAUUCAUAUUUUGAUUUUCAGUUAUUAGUAUUGCUGAGGAUUGUUUUCAUUUAGAUGAAAUGGCCCAUCAGCACUGUUCAAAGUAUGUGCUUGAGUCUUGAGUUUAAUGCACUGUUUUAAACUGUUUUCAUCAUGUUUCUUUUUAAUUUCUGCUUUAUAAGUCAAUUUGUAUAUGGAACCUGUUGGGUCUUGUUGCUAAUGAGUGCCCACUGAAGGUUAUUGGGUUUUUUUUUCCCUACAAAAUGGGUUCAUACAAAUUAAAUGGUUGUGAAAAAA
Scatophagus argus is the source of this 1564-nucleotide messenger RNA. RefSeq names its product tnfrsf1a-associated via death domain (gene tradd). The record is from RefSeq and is a predicted model, not a curated record. The transcript has 5 exons. Gene Ontology annotation, biological process: extrinsic apoptotic signaling pathway; positive regulation of canonical NF-kappaB signal transduction. Gene Ontology annotation, molecular function: transmembrane receptor protein tyrosine kinase adaptor activity. NCBI's taxonomy places the organism in Eukaryota, Metazoa, Chordata, Actinopteri, Scatophagidae. Bases 152 to 1033 code for a protein of 293 amino acids. Gene Ontology annotation, cellular component: tumor necrosis factor receptor superfamily complex.